GGACGGCGUGAGUGAGCGUAGCGGCCGCGAGCCUGAGCGCGUGUCCGCCUGUCUUCCUCCUGUUCUUCGUUCAGUGAAGCCCCGGUCUUCCCGCCUGUUAUCUGGACAGAGUCCGGUACGGGAGUCUCGUCUCCGUCUCACUCUCACGGCGUUGGAAGGUUCCAGUCAGGGGAGCGAGGUGCACGCGGAGAGGCCUCCUUCCUCCCCUCCCCCUCUUCUCCUCACACCCCUCCCUCCCCCUCUCCUGAGAGCCGCCCCUACACACCGGGCGCCGGAUACAUGAAGGGGGAGCUCGCCCUCCUGUGCUGGAGAGGCCGCUAGAGGAGCGCGGAAGAGGCACCGACACCGCCGCCACCACCACCGUCCCCUCCACCUCCGGCACCACCUGGAAGAAUGGACUUCCCUUCUACAGGACAGAUCAAAGCCGCCGAGAGCAGGGUCGUCAUCUACCCGCCCGGGGUCAAGGAGAUCUCCGACAAGAUCACUAACGAUGAGGUGGUCAAGAGGCUCAAAAUGGUGGUUAAAACUUUUAUGGAUAUGGACCAGGAUUCAGAAGAUGAGAAACAGCAAUAUCUCCCUUUAGCCCUGCACCUUUCAUCUGAAUUCUUCCUCAGGAAUCCUAACAAAGAUGUUCGUCUGUUAGUAGCCUGCUGUCUGGCUGAUAUCUUCAGAAUAUAUGCACCAGAAGCCCCAUAUACAUCUCAUGAUAAAUUAAAGGACAUAUUCUUGUUUAUAACAAGACAACUGAAAGGUCUGGAAGACACAAAAAGCCCUCAGUUCAAUAGAUAUUUUUAUCUGUUAGAGAAUUUGGCAUGGGUCAAAUCCUACAACAUUUGUUUUGAAUUGGAGGAUUGCAAUGAAAUAUUUAUUCAACUCUUUAAAACUCUGUUCUCGGUAAUUAACAGUUUGACAAUCAGACCAAGAGAAAUCACAUUUAUCGUCACAACAGCCAGAACCCUGGCACAGGCUGACAAAAACACAGAAUGUAACAGCCACAACCAGAAAGUUCAAAUGCACAUGUUGGAUUUAAUGAGCUCAAUAACCAUGGAGGGAGAUGGAGUUACACAAGAACUGCUGGAUUCUAUCCUCAUUAAUCUCAUCCCUGCUCACAAGAAUCUUAACAAGCAAGCAUUUGACCUUGCCAAAGUACUUUUAAAGAGGACUGUUCAAACAAUUGAGCCUUGUAUUGCAAAUUUUUUUAACCAGGUAUUGGUGCUGGGAAAAUCAUCUGUUAGUGACUUGUCAGAGCAUGUCUUUGACCUCAUUCAGGAGCUUUUUGCAAUAGAUCCGAACUUGCUGGUUUCUGUGAUGCCACAGCUGGAAUUCAAACUGAAGAGUAAUGAUGGGGAAGAACGAUUGGCGGUUGUAAAGCUUCUCGCAAAGCUGUUUGGUUCUAAGGACUCCGACCUGGCCAAUCAAAACCGACCUCUUUGGCAGUGUUUUCUGGGGCGGUUUAAUGAUAUCCACGUUCCUGUGAGAUUGGAAAGUGUCAAAUUUGCAAGCCACUGCUUAAUGAACCAUCCAGAUUUGGCUAAAGAUCUUACAGAGUUCCUGAAGGUGAGGUCGCACGAUCCCGAAGAAGCAAUCCGGCAUGAUGUUAUAGUAACUAUAAUAACUGCUGGGAAGAAAGACCUUUGUCUAGUAAAUGACCAGCUACUUGGGUUUGUACGUGAGAGAACAUUGGAUAAAAGGUGGAGAGUAAGGAAAGAAGCAAUGAUGGGUCUUGCCCAACUAUAUAAGAAAUACUGCCUGCAUGCUGAAGCUGGGAAGGAAGCUGCAGAGAAAGUUAACUGGAUAAAGGAUAAACUUCUGCACAUUUACUAUCAAAACAGCAUUGAUGACAAGUUACUUGUAGAGAAAAUCUUUGCUCAGUACAUAGUUCCUCACAAUCUGGAAACAGAAGAAAGAAUGAAAUGUCUCUAUUAUUUGUAUGCAAGCCUGGACCCUAAUGCUGUAAAGGCACUAAAUGAAAUGUGGAAGUGUCAGAAUAUGCUGAGAAGCCAUGUCCGGGAGUUAUUAGACUUGCACAAACAGCCACCUUCAGAAGCGAACAACACAGCCAUGUUAGGGAAAUUGAUGACUAUAGCAAAGAAUUUACCAGAUCCAGGAAAAGCACAAGAUUUUGUCAAGAAAUUUAAUCAGGUUUUGGGAGAUGAUGAGAAAUUGAGGUCUCAGCUAGAGAUGCUCAUAAGCCCAACAUGCUCCUGUAAACAAGCUGAUGUUUGUGUGAGGGAAAUUGCCCGGAAACUUGCUAAUCCAAAGCAACCUACAAACCCCUUUUUAGAAAUGGUAAAAUUCUUAUUAGAAAGAAUUGCCCCAGUACAUAUAGAUUCAGAGGCUAUCAGUGCAUUGGUGAAACUGAUGAAUAAAUCUAUUGAGGGUACAAUAGAUGAUGAAGAGGAGGGUGUGAGUCCUGAUUCUGCAAUAAGAGCAGGAUUAGAAUUGCUAAAGGUGUUGUCCUUCACCCACCCGACUGCAUUCCACUCUUCAGAGACCUAUGAAUCAUUACUUCAGUGCCUUCGCAUGGAUGACGAUAAAGUGGCAGAGGCAGCAAUCCAGAUAUUUCGCAAUACUGGGCACAGGAUUGAAAUCGAUUUACCACAGAUACGAUCGGCACUUAUUCCAGUUUUGCAUCAAAAGGCCAAGAGGGGUACACCGCAUCAAGCUAAGCAGGCAAUACAUUGUAUCCAUGCUAUCUUCUCCAAUAAAGAAGUGCAACUGGCCCAGAUAUUUGAGCCUCUCAGCCGAAGUCUUAAUGCAGAUGUACCUGAACAGCUAGUAACUCCUCUAGUAUCACUGGGUCAUAUUUCCAUGCUGGCUCCUGAUCAGUUUGCAUCUCCAAUGAAGUCUGUUGUGGCAAAUUUUAUUGUGAAAGAUCUUCUAAUGAAUGAUCGGUCAACUGGAGACAAAAAUGGCAAACUCUGGUCCCCAGAUGAAGAAGUUUCACCAGAAGUUUUGGCUAAGGUACAAGCCAUAAAACUACUGGUCCGCUGGCUACUGGGGAUGAAGAACAAUCUGUCCAAGUCGGCCAACUCCACCUUGAGAUUGUUGUCUGCCAUGUUGGUCAGCGAAGGAGACUUGACAGAGCAUAAGAGAAUUAGUAAGUCUGAUAUGUCGCGUCUGAGAUUAGCAGCUGGUGGAGCCAUCAUGAAGCUGGCCCAGGAGCCAUGUUACCAUGAAAUUAUUACUCCAGAGCAAUUCCAGUUAUGUGCACUGGUUAUUAAUGAUGAGUGCUAUCAGGUGCGACAGAUCUUUGCUCAGAAGUUGCACAAAGCGUUGGUGAAGCUGCAGCUUCCACUUGAGUAUAUGGCUAUCUUUGCCCUGUGUGCCAAGGACCCAGUAAAAGAAAGACGAGCUCAUGCAAGACAGUGCUUACUUAAGAACAUUAGCAUACGACGGGAAUAUAUAAAGCAGAAUCCAGUAUCAAGCGAGAAGCUGUUAUCCUUGCUGCCUGAAUAUGUUGUACCAUACAUGAUUCAUCUCCUGGCUCAUGACCCAGAUUUUACAAAACCUCAGGAUAUUGACCAACUACGUGAUAUCAAAGAGUGCCUUUGGUUUAUGCUUGAAGUUUUAAUGGCUAAGAAUGAAAAUAACAGUCAUAUGUUCAUGAAGAAAAUGUCCGAAAGCAUUAAACAAACUCGAGAUGCUCAGGCACCAGAUGAUCCAAAGGCUAACGAAAAAUUAUAUACGGUCUGUGAUGUGGCUCUAUGCGUUAUGAACAGCAAAAUCACAACAAUGCAUCUAGAAUCUCCAAAGGAACCAAUGUUGCCAGCUAGAUUUUUUACUCCACCUGAUAAGGAACUUGUCAAUGAUAAGAGCUGCAUAUCUGAGGAGACAAGGGUUCAUCUACUAACGGGAAAGCCAAAGCCAACCUCAGUUCUUGGUGCUCUAAACAAGCCUCUAUCAGCUACUGGCAGACGGCCUUACCACAGAAAUACCGGAUCUGACGGUGGAAGUAACAUCAGCAUUAUUUCUGAAUCUGACGCUGUACGGCAAAGGGUUGAGAGUUCUGAGGUGUCUGAAACUGGGGUCAGUGAAAAUGAAGAAAAUCCGGUCCGAAUUUCUGUAACUCCAGUUAAAGUGGAUUCUGUUAAGACCAAGGAGGUAAAUUCAGAUCCAUCUACAACACCUAAUCUUGGUUCAGAGCGAGGAAAAAAAAGGUCAGCGCCAUCACCUGGUGCAGAAAAUAUUCAGAAGGAUUCAGAAGAGAAGAAACCAGAUGAUGUAAUCCAAGCACCUCCACCAAAGCCUAGAAGGGGGAGACCUCCAAAGUCUGCAUCUCAGGGUAGCGCAGCAAAAAAUGAUGACCCAAGCAAGCCAUCAGGGAGAGGGCGCAAGAGAGCAUCAGCCAAUCAAGAUAGCCCAACAGGAAAUGAGGUGGGCAACGCAAAAGUACCAAAACACGAUCAAGCAGCCAAAAAGACAGCACAAAGGCAGAUGGAUUUGCAAAGCAGCAUGAACCUGGGCAGUGAAGGAGAUUCUCUUUUGGAGUUAGAUUCCAGUUCGGGAGAGGUUUCUAAUGGUGCAGAUCUAAUUAGUGCAAUCUCAAGCAGCCAGGAAUCGGAAGAAACUCAGCUAGAGAUGACAGGUUACUUACAGGUAAAACGAAAAGUGCCGCACAAGAGAAGGAAAUGAGCGUCUAUCAGCAGGCAUGCUCCACCCUUCAAGACUUAUUCCAUUUUUCUAUUCAGAAGAUGAACUUGCUCAAACAUCAAAAACUUUUUACUUUUAUCAAAAAUAUAUAAAAUGAAAAAAAAAUUGAAGUCACCUGCAAAAAAACUUUGUUUUCACACUUACCAAAUUCUUCGAGACACGGUUUCAUUUCCAUGUAAUAAAAUUACACUCUGGUUGUAUGGAGCAAAGAACAGGACUACCCACAUUACAAGCCAUGUUUAGUGGGGCUCCUUGGUUACAAGACUGUACUGUUUUUUUUUUUUGUUUUUGUUUUUUUUUGUAAAUCUCUGACAGAGGUUACCGUUCCAGGAUGAGAUUCUACAACCAUCUUUCUUGGGUCUCAUUUUUCCAUGCACAUAGACUCCUACUUGGCAGAUUUUUAAUUAUAUUCUGCUGGUGUACAUAGAGACAUGGCUACGGCCAGGGACAAGGGAAAAAAAGCUUGUUGAAGGAAUGUUGCAUUCAUUUAUUGGUUUUUGUCUUAUGUAAAAUUGUGCUGCAAGUCUACUUUUUAAAUAGAAUUAAUUGUACAGUUUUUUCUAACUCCAUACUAUGAAAAUUAUCAAUCUUUUGUGUUUUCAUUCUAUUCCUCUGCACCGAUGGGGAGUAAAAUUACUUUGGUUCCAAAAGCAACAUUUCACAGAGCAACACUUAUCUAUUUCCUUCUGAGUUAAUAUAAUAUGGGAUAUGUGUACAUAUUUUUGUUUGUUUUUCUGUUUUUUUUUCCAUAUAUCACUAUCAUAAAGUCAUUUUACUCAAACACGUUUGAAUACUGUACUGGAUAGCAAGACAGUCCAGCAUUUGAUUUUAUAACGUUGGUUGACAGAUUUUUAAUGUAAAAAAUAAAAACUUUUUUUUCCCAGAAAUAGUAAAUUUAGGCAGCUUUAUAAAGAAAAUUCAGAAAUGCAGAUGCUUCGAUUUUUAGAGGUUUUGCUGUUCUAAAGUUCAUGUCUCAUCUUGAAAUAUUUUUAUUUUAGGUAAAUAGGUGUGCACUCAGCAUUUUGUCAGUGAAGUAGUGGACACUUAAAAGUGUAUGCCCAGUGCUGCCUAUGCACCUUGUAUGUACACAUGGUCAUAUUUAAGUUUUGUUGCCUAAAAUAAAUGCUUCUAGGUGUCA
Molecule: messenger RNA, 5791 nt
Organism: Rana temporaria (common frog)
Lineage: Eukaryota; Metazoa; Chordata; Amphibia; Anura; Ranidae
Gene: PDS5A
Product: PDS5 cohesin associated factor A
Exons: 35
Coding region: 394-4635 (1413 amino acids)
Biological process (GO): mitotic sister chromatid cohesion; DNA repair
Cellular component (GO): chromatin; nucleus
Source: RefSeq, a predicted model, not a curated record